This is a messenger RNA of Pteropus alecto (black flying fox), 639 nucleotides long. It is a transcript of the gene MICOS13, whose product is annotated as chromosome unknown C19orf70 homolog. The coding region runs from base 152 to 508 and encodes 118 amino acids. NCBI's taxonomy places the organism in Eukaryota, Metazoa, Chordata, Mammalia, Chiroptera, Pteropodidae. Gene Ontology annotation, biological process: cristae formation. The transcript has 4 exons. The record is from RefSeq and is a predicted model, not a curated record. Gene Ontology annotation, cellular component: MICOS complex; mitochondrial crista junction.
AAUCUCCAGUGUCUCGCAGCUGUAAGGAUACUCCGACUCCCGGAGGCCUUUGCGGCUGACCAGGAAAACUACGUUUCCCAGAAGCCUCUGCGGCUCCGCGACCGGAAGCGGCGGGCAAGACGAGUGUCCUUGCGCGCGGAGCCGAGCGACUAUGAGGUCCAGAGUGUGGCCGCUGAUGAGGUUUCUCAUCAAGGGCAGUGUGGCUGGGGGCGUGGUCUACCUGGUGUACGACCAGCAACUGCUGGGGCCCAGCGACAAGAGCCAGGCCGCCCUUCAGAAGGCUGAGGAGGUGGUCCCCCAAGCCAUGUACCAGUUCAGCCAGUAUGUGUGCGAGCAGACAGGCCUGAAGAUACCACAGCUCCCAGCCCCUCCAAAGUUUAACUUUCACAUCCAUGAGUCCUGGAAUUCAGGCGUUAUUGCGGUGAUGUCGGCCCUGUCGGCAGCCCCAUCUAAGGCCUGCGAAUACACCAAGGAGGGCUGGGAAUACCUGAAGGAGCGAGUCAAGUAGCCUGUCAGAGGAGCCUGACCAUCCUGGGCGGGAACAGGCAGGGCCACCCAGGACCUCGAGCCUCCAGACUGGGACCCCACUCCGACGGCAGCUCCCGGCCUUGCCGGCCCAAUAAAGGACUUCGGAAGUGC